AGAUCCAGUGAGUACCGCGCCUUGCGUGAGGCGUAUUCCGUGGACUGACAGGAAGACCAGUUCGUCGAGCGGUCCAAGCGUGUCGCAGAGCGCGCGGUGUGCAAGUGCGAUGCGAGCUCGGACUGUGGCGACAACUGUAUGAAUCGACACAUGAACUUCAUCUGCGGCAGGCAAUGUCCCGCUGGCGAGGGAUGCACGAACAGGAGCCUCACGCGCCGCCCGCAGAAAGCAUACAAAAUUGCAUGGACGGGCACCCGGGGGUUCGGCAUGUUCGCCGCCGAAGACAUUGCCGAGGGCGAGUUUGUGAUGGACUACCGCGGCGAAGUCAUUGACAUAGAGGAGUUCUGCAAUCGCAUUGACAACGAGUACAAGGGUACGCGCAACUUUUACGCGCUGCACUAUGAUGGAGACGAGGUUGUCGAUGCCGGUAUGCGUGGUAAUGACGCGAGGUUCAUCAACCACGGCUGCAGCCCCAAUCUCGAGGUGCGCAAGCUGCAGACGGUGGGCGAUGGGUUCGAGGAGUACGAGAUAGGGUUCUGGGCCAUCCGUGACAUCAAGGCUGGCGAGGAGCUGCUCUACGACUACAACUUUGAGGCGUUCACCGUGGGCGACCUCGCCAAUGAAGACGUCCGCGUCCGCUGUCAGUGUGGUGCCUCUAACUGCAUCGGUUUCAUGGGCCGCAGGUCGGGCGAGAAGUCAGCCAAGGAGUUGGCUAGAGACCUGGGCCGCCAGACAGAGAUGCGUGGCCAGAAGCGCAAGGCCCCGCCUACUACGGAGGGCGCGAGAGCCGUCUUUACCAAGCGCCGGCCCGGAAAGGCCCGCCAGCCGGUAUUGACGCCUGCCGCCGCAGCGGGAUCUGGUACAUCGGGAACAUUGGACGCGUCGGGUAACCUCAUCUUGCCUGUCAAACGAAAAGUUGGCCGACCGCGGAUUCAUCCAUUACCCGAUCCCAACGCACCGAGGCGCAAACCAGGCCGUCCGCGCAUACAUCCGCUGCCAGACCCAAGCGCCCCGAAGCGCAAGCCUGGCCGCCCACGCAAGCAUCCAUUGCCUGCACCUGUUAAUGAUGUCCCUGCCACUGAUUCGGGCGACCCCGCUCCGCCGGUUGCUUCUGAGACUCCAGCCGCCGCCCUCGACGCUGCUACUCCUUCCGAGACUCCCGUUCCUGACGCUCGCGCGAGUCCUGCUGGGGCCACUGCUCGUGCACCUCUUCCCGUUGCUACUCCUCCCUCUGCCACAUUGCAGCCUCCUCCCAAGGCCCCCAAGACAUUCUGGGUCGCUAAUUCGCGUGAGCAGGCACCAGCGACCGCGGCGACGCCUGCUCCUGGGCCUGCACCGCGUGCACCGCGUGCUGUCGCAAUCCCUGCCACUUCUGCUGCGGCUGCAGCAGCCGUCGCACCCACGCCCUCGCCUCCUCCAGUCACCGCGCCGACAUCUGCGCCUGUACCUGCGCUUGUUUCAGCCCCACCUCCGACCCUCUCUCCCGUCUCCCCUGUGACUGUGAAGAAAGAGGACAACGAGUCGGACUGGGAGGAUGCGACGACGGUCGGAUCGCACCGCAUCAGUGCGACCAACAAGCGCCGUGCGCCCUCCAAGUCCGGGCCGCCAGGCAAGAAACGCGGGCCCGGCCGUCCGCGCAAGAUCCCACCGCCGACGCCACCGCCGCCGCCGCCGCCCGGCGCCAAACGCGGGCCUGGGAGGCCCCGAAAGAUCCGCAACCCAGAGGACGAACUGCCGGUGCUCGGCCCACGCAUCACGCCGAAGCAAGCAGAGAAGAUUAAGCGCAACGGCGCGCCGGCGGGCUGGGUGUUCGUGCCCGUUGGCCCGCCGGCCGCGGCGCCGGCGGAGGCAGCUCCUGCGCCGCGCGAGGCUACGCCGCCUCCGUCUGCGCGCGCGCGGCGGGCGCAGCGUCUGGCGUCUGUGCGUCAGGCCACGCCUGGAGUUCUGUGAUGCGCGGGCUCAAGGACAUGGUGCGUGAAGUGCGUGUGGUUGUAUAUGUAUGGUGGAGCGAAUGGCGAGUGCCAUAAUGAUGUGACGAGGGAUGAUGUGAGUAUGAUGAUGAUGAUGAUGUGAGACGGACGUGUGAUGUGAUUAGGGUAUUCGGUCAUCACUCCAUGACUGAGCAUGAUGGCCUAGGCCGUGCGUGGAAAUCAUGGUUUAUCAUUAUUAUCGAGCAGACACAUAUUAUUAUGUAGACGCAGUCGCGACGAGAUGAAG
Cutaneotrichosporon oleaginosum is the source of this 2217-nucleotide messenger RNA. The record is from RefSeq and is a predicted model, not a curated record. Lineage: Eukaryota; Fungi; Basidiomycota; Tremellomycetes; Trichosporonales; Trichosporonaceae.